UGUCAACGCCAGGGCACUGAAAACAAGAAAAUUUACAAGUCAUCGACAGCAGAGAUCGGCUAUAAUUUUUCAUUAAACUUAAAUAUUUGUAUAGAGCGUUGAAUUUGUUUUGCAAGCAGUCCACAAGGUUAUCCAAAAUGGCGCAAACUCUGGAAGACAAAUCAAUAUGGGAGGAUGGCGAGGAGUCGCUGGGCGAGGAGGUGAUGCGUAUGUCCACCGAUGAGAUUGUGAGCAGGACUCGACUGAUGGACAACGAAAUAAAGAUAAUGAAGAGCGAGGUGAUGCGCAUCACACACGAGAUACAGGCGCAAAACGAGAAGAUCAAAGACAACACGGAGAAAAUCAAGGUUAACAAAACGCUGCCAUACUUGGUGUCCAAUGUCAUAGAGUUGUUGGACGUUGAUCCACAAGAGGAGGAGGACGACGGCUCCGUCACGGUGCUGGAUAACCAGCGAAAGGGCAAGUGCGCUGUAAUCAAAACAUCCACGCGUCAGGCGUAUUUCUUGCCCGUCAUCGGGCUGGUUGAUGCCGAGAAACUGAAGCCCGGCGAUUUGGUCGGCGUCAACAAGGACUCGUAUCUUAUUUUGGAGACCCUGCCAGCUGAGUAUGAUGCUCGCGUCAAGGCCAUGGAAGUGGAUGAACGACCCACAGAGCAGUAUUCGGAUAUUGGUGGCCUGGACAAGCAGAUUCAGGAGCUCAUCGAGGCCGUGGUGCUGCCCAUGACGCAUAAGGAGAAAUUCAAAAAUUUGGGCAUUCAUCCACCGAAAGGUGUUCUUCUGUAUGGCCCACCCGGUACCGGAAAAACUCUGCUGGCCCGUGCCUGUGCCGCUCAGACCAAGUCGACUUUCCUCAAGCUGGCCGGACCGCAGCUGGUGCAGAUGUUUAUCGGUGAUGGCGCCAAGCUAGUACGCGAUGCCUUCGCUUUGGCCAAGGAGAAGGCACCGGCAAUUAUCUUCAUUGAUGAACUGGACGCCAUUGGCACGAAGCGUUUUGACUCUGAGAAGGCCGGCGAUCGUGAGGUGCAGCGCACCAUGUUGGAGCUGCUCAAUCAGCUGGAUGGCUUCAGCUCGACGGCCGACAUUAAGGUCAUUGCCGCCACCAAUCGUGUGGAUAUUCUGGAUCCCGCUCUGCUGCGUUCGGGCCGUCUGGAUCGUAAAAUCGAGUUCCCCCAUCCCAACGAGGAGGCACGGGCCCGCAUCAUGCAGAUCCAUUCGAGAAAAAUGAACGUAAGCACCGACGUGAACUUUGAGGAGCUGUCACGCUCCACAGAUGACUUCAAUGGCGCCCAAUGCAAGGCUGUUUGUGUGGAGGCCGGUAUGAUAGCCCUGCGUCGGUCGGCCAGUUCGGUGACGCACGAGGACUUCAUGGACGCCAUCAUGGAGGUGCAGGCGAAAAAGAAGGCUAAUCUUAAUUACUACGCUUAAGGCAACAAAUUUGCAGUUGAAUCUAAACCACAUUGUCACUUGCUUAUCGAUCUUUAAAAAAUUUAAAAAUAAUAAACCAUAAAAGUUACAAAAUUC
Messenger RNA from Drosophila obscura, 1520 nucleotides. RefSeq names its product 26S proteasome regulatory subunit 6A-B (gene Rpt5). The transcript has 3 exons. Bases 138 to 1424 code for a protein of 428 amino acids. Gene Ontology annotation, molecular function: proteasome-activating activity; ATP hydrolysis activity; ATP binding. Gene Ontology annotation, biological process: proteasome-mediated ubiquitin-dependent protein catabolic process. NCBI's taxonomy places the organism in Eukaryota, Metazoa, Arthropoda, Insecta, Diptera, Drosophilidae. The record is from RefSeq and is a predicted model, not a curated record. Gene Ontology annotation, cellular component: proteasome regulatory particle, base subcomplex.